Messenger RNA from Anguilla anguilla (European eel), 4489 nucleotides. It is a transcript of the gene ccnf, whose product is annotated as cyclin F. Bases 152 to 2551 code for a protein of 799 amino acids. The record is from RefSeq and is a predicted model, not a curated record. The transcript is spliced from 18 exons. Gene Ontology annotation, cellular component: centrosome; nucleus; cyclin-dependent protein kinase holoenzyme complex. Gene Ontology annotation, biological process: mitotic cell cycle phase transition; regulation of cyclin-dependent protein serine/threonine kinase activity. Gene Ontology annotation, molecular function: cyclin-dependent protein serine/threonine kinase regulator activity; protein binding. NCBI's taxonomy places the organism in Eukaryota, Metazoa, Chordata, Actinopteri, Anguilliformes, Anguillidae.
AACUCGAGUUGUGAGGCAUGCACUUGCAAAACUUUAGCAAGGUUUGCUAGCUAAUUGGUUUCAUCCGUCUCCCUGACAAAUCACAACGUCAGUGUGGGCUAGCUGUGUACAGUAUCGUUACUUUGCUAAUUUCUUUCGGCUAAAACUUGAAAUGAAAGCGGGAGUGGUACAUUGCCGUUGCUCAAAGUGCUUCUCGGUGCCAGCGAGGAGGCGAGUAAGAAAGCGCCCCCCCUUCCUCACCCUGCUGUCCCUGCCCGAAGAGGUUCUCCUGUGUGUGCUCCAGUGUCUGUCUGCUGAGGACCUGCUGUCUGUCAGAGCUGUACAUUCCAGACUCCGUGACAUCAUCGACAGCCACUCCAGCAUCUGGGCCAGGGUCAGCUUUAAGGACAGUUGGCCGGCCCCUCAGAGCGUCUGGCUCUUUGAGAGAGCGGCGGAAAAAGGGAACUUCGAGGCGGCUGUGAAACUGGGUAUCGCGUACUUGUACAACGAAGGACCGUCGCUGAGUGACGAGGGUCGCGCGGAGUUGUGCGGCAGGAAGGCCGCCUGGUUCUUCGGCCUGGCGGAGAGCCUCCGGCCCUCGGGGGCCGAUCCCUUCGUCUGGGUCUUCAUCCGGCCGCCGUGGUCCCCCUCCGGGAGCUGCUGCAAGGCCGUGGUGUUCGACCGGCUCAAGGCCGAGUGCGACGCCCACGCGGAGAAGAAGGGUUAUUUGCUGCACUCUUUGGCCAGAGUUCUUCAGCUCUUCGAUGAGGAGGAGAAGCGCAGUGAGGCCCUGUCCAUGCUGGAGGAGUCGUCCCGUCACGGCUGCCUGCAGAGCUGCUUCCUGCUGUGGGAGCAUCGGCGCGUAGCGGCGGUGGCGGAUCCAGGCAGGUACCUCCAGUGUCUGCGAACGCUCAGGGACUACGCGGCCAAGGGCUGCUGGGAGGCGCAGCUGGCGCUGGCCAGGUUGUGCUGCAGUGGGAACCCUUUGGGUCUGGAACAGCGCACCUGCGCUGACCUGGUGACCCAGGUGUUCCGCUCCUGCCCCGCCCCCCGCCGCCGCGCCGAGGACCUGCUCCGCCGGGGCAUUAACGACACCAUGAGGUAUAUCCUGGUGGAUUGGCUGGUGGAGGUGACCACCAUGAAGGACUUCUGCAGCCGGGCUCUGCACGUGACGGUCAGCUGCGUGGACCGCUACCUGGCCCGGCACGCCGUCCCCAAGGCUCGGCUGCAGCUGCUGGGCAUCGCCUGCAUGGUGGUCUGCACCCGGUACGUCAGCAAGGAGAUCCUGACCAUCCGGGAGGCCGUCUGGCUCACGGACAACACCUACAAGUACGAGGACCUGGUCCGCAUGAUGGGAGAGGUCAUCUCUGUGCUGGACGGCAGGAUCCGGACUCCCACAGUUCUGGACUACGGGGAGGUGCUUUUGGCGCUGUGUCCUCUGGAGAGGCGCAGCUCGCACCUGCUCAGCUACAUCUGCGAGCUCUCCCUGCUCUACACCUCCCUGACCCUGCCGUCCCCCGCCCGGCUCGCCAGCGCCGCCCUGCUGCUCACACGUGCCCUGCACCACCACGCUCCCGUUUGGCCAGCCUCGUUGGCAGAGCACACCAGCUUCUGCAAGGAGGAGCUGGUCCCCUGUGCCAUCGAGCUGUACACAAAGUGCUUCAGUGAAGACGUGCCCAAAGACUACAGGCAGGUGUCCCUGACUGGGGUGAAGCAGAGGUUUGAGGAUGAAGCCUAUCAGCAUAUCAGCAAGGAGAAGGUGAUGGGCUUUGGGGAGCUGUGUAACGUCCUGGGCGUGCCUGAGGUGGAGCAGUGGUCGUCCGGCCCGGAUUCUGGCUCCCCAGCUGCCCAAACCGCCGACAUGCACACCUUCCUCUCCUCCCCCACCGGAAACAAGAGGCGGCGAGAGGACAGCAUGGAGACGCACAGAGGCAGCUUCUUGGCCACGCCCACGGCCGAGCUGUCCAACCCGGAGGAGACGCUGCUCGGGGACAUCCUGGACUGGAGCCUGGACGCGUGCUGCUCAGGGUACGAGGGGGACCAGGAGAGCGAGGGGGAGAAGGACGCAGACGCAUCCUUCAGCGCUGUGGUGCUCAUGGAGCUGAAGGGGGCGCCAGAGGACGGCCGACGGCACUGCCGCGCCCUGUCCAGCGACGAGGAGAGCCUCUGCGAGCGGGAGGCGGAGGAGGAGGACGGCGACGGCGGCGAAGAGGAAGGCAGGAGCUGCUCCCGGUUGCGGGUGGGAGCGGGGGAGGCGUCGCCACGGACGCAGGGAGAAGAGCCCCUCCUCCACUCCUUCAGCACGGACCUCCACAGCUCGGGGUACUCCUCCGUGCAGAGCGCCAGCUCGCCCCCCUCCCAAGGCCCCUGCCCCCUCGCUGCCCUGAGCCCGCCCCCCCCGGGGGCCCUCGUCCCGACCUCGCCGCGCCCCCGCCCCUCCCCCUCGGAGCCGUCCCAGAAGCCCCGGGCCUGCGGCCGGGGGCAGGUGAAGAGGAAGAACGCCGCGGCGCACAGCGGGGGGGAGGCCGGGGAGGAAGAGGAUGGGGUCGGCAUCGGCUUCCUCGUCCUGUAGAGCGCUGACCAAAAACCCCCUGCUCUCCCCUCUGGGGCUCCGCGCACCCCUCUCCUUGUACCCGGGCGUUUUGAGGUGCCCGUUUCUCAGCCCGAGAGGAAGGAUCGGAUGUGGGUGCCAAGCAACGCUCGAUUAUCCGCACUGAGCUUUUAAAAAAAUAAAAAAAAUAUUCAAAGUAGAGGGAGGUGAUACUUGAAAUCUGCGAUGUUGUUCCUAUUGACACUUGUUGUCUCUGCUCAUUUCAGAUCCACUACUUGACACUGAUCAAGACAUCCCAGAAUUCCACAGUAUUUAAUGAAAAAAAAAAAAUCCCAAUUGUUGGAUUUUUGUUACGGAAACCACUAGUUCUGUGUGUGUAUGUGUGCAUGUGCAACAUCGCGUUUAUCUUUUUAAAAUUUUUUUGUUUUUUUUUACACUUUUGCAACUGCCUAAUAACUCAGGUGCUCAUCAACAUCCAAACUGAAAUCUCUACAACUGCCUUUGAUCUGUAUUUAUACAGUGUGACAUUUUCCUGAUGUUACCAAAUACUGCAAUAUUUUGAUUGUAUUUUCAGCCUCCGGUGGCCUACCCCUCCUUUCAACCAAGGGUUUCAUUCAUGAAGGAUGGAACGGCCAGUGUUACUGAUGUCUGAACUCAGUAGGUGCUGAACAAUGAUGUACACUCCAUGUACAAGUCAUUUUUACAUCCAUUUCUUUGCCUAGGUUUGUGUGAAUUGUCUUUGAUUUCUCGCUGUCAUUCACCAUCUUGGUUAAUAGAAGCCGAGUGGGGGGGGGGCAGAUUGUGAAGAGCAGAUGAUCAGUUUAGUCUACAGAAACACAUCUACCUGUAAUUUAUGUGCAUGUAAUGCACAUACACGCUUUCUUCGAUUUGCUGGGUCUCUUGACUGUUGAACAAAAGGAGACAAAAUCGCGCAGGUUUGUAUACCGUAGAACAGGUAUUCAGUUGCCAUUCAGCGUCUCGCCAACGCACUCAAACUGUUUGUGCGCCGCUUGUUAAAACCGCCACGACCGCCGACGUACGGAAGCUUGGACAAACUGACCGCUACCAUAGCGACGACUGUGACUACAGCCGGCGGCUGGUGACCACGCCCCCGAUGUAACACGCGGAGAUGUCUGGUGCUGUCUGUGGCACUUUUCAGUUUGGAAGUUCAGUUCAAACCGUGUUUGAGGCUAGAGUUUGUAUUGCAACAUUUGCUGUGCUAGAACAAUCAGCUACUCUUGUCGAGUACGCGGUGAGGUUAUAGGUGUUGCGCGUCCUUUCUGGAGGGAGUUUGAAAGGAAUUUGUAACACUAAACGGCAUUAAAUGAUUCAUUUUUCAGAGAUUCAAAGUACUGUACACCUGCCAAUGUGGUCUCUGCAACGUUUGGGACAGGGGAGAUGACCCUUAUCCUCAAACUGUUGUAAUUGUAAAUGGUUGUGAAUAGUUUUCUUUUGUGACUGUUUUGUACCUGAUUUGUGUGUAAAUAUGUAAAUGUGAGAAAGCUGUGACUAGCUGCUUUUACUUGAAACAGAAAAACUUUUUUUUUCAUUCCGAAAAAAAAGAAAGAACUGCCACAGUGUACCUGAAGGUGGCGCUCUUGCUUCCUUCAGUGCUGUCUUUCUGGUCCCUUGCCCCACCCCAAAGUCUUACCUGUGUGUGAAUUUAUUUUUAUGAAAUGCUUCCCUCCAAUAAUAAACUUACUUGAAGGGAUUAUUUAAGAAUUAUAAUGCCUUGACUAAACGGUGAAAAGAAAGUUUAUUCCUUGAAUCUCUGGCUGCGCUUGCGAUGUGAGCUGAACCUAAUGCUAUGUUGUGUGUCUUUGUUUUUUUUAUUGUACUGUGGAACUGUACAUGCAAAUGAAAUGCAAACAUCCUGACGUUGUGGUCCUUUCAGUAAUCCGGGUAACAAUCUGAACAAGAAGCCACUUGUUUUUUUAAAACAAAUUGCCAAUAAAUGUG